UUAAUUCAUUUUGCCAAUGAUGGGCAAAGCAUGAUGUACUUUGCCUUCUCCUCUUCGGACCCCGAUGACACAUGUCACAUUCAUUCUUCGGCGGUGGUGUUGCAGGGUGCUGGAGAUUAUAUUGGGGGCAUCAACAUGUUAUCCGGAUUGGAUGGCUAUGUGCGAACAGCAGCAGAAUCCAGGCUUCUGAAGUGUGUUGUCAGGCGGCACAAAUUUUGGGAAUGCCUCUACCCUCUUGUGCAUUGGCCGCAUGUCAAGCAAUGGAGUCAAAGACAUGGCCUUAAUCCACUCUUUGUUUUGGCACUGAUUCGAAAGGAGUCUGGAUAUCAUGCGGCAAUUCAAUCCUGUGUUGGUGCGAGGGGAUUGAUGCAGAUAAUGCCAGCUACCGCUGCAUGGACAGCAGAGAAGAUGAAUGUAGGAAGCUACUCAUUAGACUCAGCAGACGAUAAUAUCAAGCUCGGCACUUCGGAGACUCGGGACUAUGUGAAGGGAGUCUUCAAGAAUUACUGGAAUUACCUUUGCCUCUACAAUGAGGAUGUUGCUGCCCAGACACGCCGCGUGUUGAUGGAAGAAGGCCAGUCAGCGACUAUGGUCGGCACCAAAUCAACGGCUGCAACAGCAAUGACAUCAUCAUCCAGAAAUUACGUACGUGUAUUGAUGGAAGAAGGCGAGUCAGCGGGGGAAGUCGGCACCAAAUCGACGGCUGCAACAAUAGCACCAUCAACGACUGACAUUGCUCUGCACAGAACAGGGGGGGAGGGCGAUGAGGGUGGGGAGUCAGAGGAGAAGGGUGGUGAGUGUGAGAAGUUUGAAAGCACAGACCGUGCUCUAGCUAUGGCGACAACUGCAAGGAAGGCACCAUCAACGUCGAAAGCGGUUCCACAGAGAAUGGAAGAGGAGGAGGGUGAUGAGGGUGAUGAGGGUGAGGAGAAGAAGAGGGACGAAAAAGACCAGGAUGGACCAUCCACUGUUGAGGAAGACGAUGGAGAGGAUAGCGGAACAGAGAGCAAAGGAGAAUUUUUAAGCAUGAGGCAGCCUGCGGUAUCAGAGAAGGACCCAAGUUUGGACCGCAAGAAAUGCUAAAAAAGACAUUAAUCCCUUCACAGAGAAGGAGGGGGGGGGGAGUUGGUGGGUGGGUGUGGGAGAUAGGGGUGGGGGGUUGAGGGGGGAGGGUUAAGGGGAAGAGGAUUGAGGACAUCAGUUUUUUAAAAGCAAGGCCAUAUGGAUGUUGUAAGACUAAAUGGACCAAAUGUGGCCGUAAAUGAGGUCCAAUGCACUCAGGACAGUCCAGGUGCCAUUCUAUGCCCAAGGAGAUGAAGCAAGAGUAGUAUUUUUGUUUUUUUUUCCUUCCGUUUGUGGAGGGGGAAGUUCAGAAAGGUUGGAGAGGGGGAAAAGGGGAGAGAAGGUAAAUAGCCCCCUUGGAAUAUUAAUUUUUCUUUUCUUUUUCUUCUUCUUUUUUUUUUAAUACUAACCUUUUCUGUUUAUCACUUGCUUCCCUUUCCACUUUGGAGCAAUUCUGAAUAACCCUUAUUAAACUACCACUGCCAAUCAAAGGAAAAUUGCUGG
Molecule: messenger RNA, 1566 nt
Organism: Chara braunii
Lineage: Eukaryota; Viridiplantae; Streptophyta; Charophyceae; Charales; Characeae
Source: the annotation of a GenBank genome assembly